UUCCAUGGUUGGGGUCAAUCUGUCUCAAAAAGCUGCUGGUUUUCUAAUGAAGAAAGAGCUGGAUUAUUUUGCUAAAGCUCUGGAGAGCCCAGAACACCCCUUUUUGGCAAUCCUUGGAGGAGCUAAGGUUCAGGAUAAGAUUCAGCUAAUCAAUAACAUGCUGGAUAAGGUCAAUGAGAUGAUUAUUGGUGGUGGAAUGGCCUUCACCUUCCUCAAAGUACUCAACAAUAUGGAGAUUGGCAACUCUUUGUUUGAUGAAGAAGGAUCAAAAAUAGUCAAAGACCUGAUGGCCAAAGCUGAGAAGAACGGUGUCCGUAUCACUUUGCCUGUCGACUUUAUCACUGCAGACAAAUUUGAUGAGAACGCUAACACUGGGGUAGCUACCUUGGCCUCUGGCAUCCCUGCAGGCUGGAUGGGAUUGGAUUGUGGCCCUGAAAGCACUAAGCUCUUUGUCGAAGCUGUGGGCAGAGCCAAGCAAAUUGUGUGGAACGGCCCAGUUGGUGUCUUUGAGUGGGAGAAGUUUGCCAAAGGAACCAAAGCCGUGAUGGAUAAAGUAGUGGAAGUUACCAGCAAAGGCUGCAUCACCAUUAUCGGUGGAGGAGACACUGCUACCUGCUGUGCUAAAUGGAAUACGGAAGAUAAAGUUAGCCAUGUUAGUACAGGAGGUGGAGCCAGUCUGGAACUUCUAGAAGGUAAAGUUCUUCCAGGUGUCGAUGCUCUGAGCAGCGUCUAAUGCGUAGAACGUGGGAUAAAUGAACACCCCUUAUCUGACUGUUCCUCUGCGCCAGCAUUUAAAGUAGAUACUGCACCAUCUUCAUAACUGUUCAAGCAGCAGAGCACAUGGUGUACACUGGAAGCAAGCGGAAUCAGGCUCUGUUCUGUAAAGAUGACUGUUUACAUAAUGCUGAUUUGUCUGUUGCUAUCUCAUCUGACUUACUGUGUUGCUAAAGCAGCUUCUGUUAUUUUCACAGUGUACAUAUCCAUAUUUUAGCCUUUUAAAACAGGUGGUUCCCUGAUGUCAGAUUUUCAAAACCAUCAGUUUGCUUCUGUGGUACUUUAGCUGCUUCACACAAUCCACAAGCAGGCAAAGAACAUACAUUUCAGGAUAUGAAUGUAAGCUUUCAAAUAAAUGUUUAAGUGUGAGUAGAAAUA
Thamnophis sirtalis is the source of this 1152-nucleotide messenger RNA. The record is from RefSeq and is a predicted model, not a curated record. Lineage: Eukaryota; Metazoa; Chordata; Lepidosauria; Squamata; Natricidae.